Euleptes europaea (tarantolino) is the source of this 450-nucleotide messenger RNA. Its product is annotated as cytochrome b5. Gene Ontology annotation, molecular function: heme binding. Bases 1 to 450 code for a protein of 149 amino acids. The transcript is spliced from 5 exons. Gene Ontology annotation, cellular component: mitochondrial outer membrane; intracellular membrane-bounded organelle. Lineage: Eukaryota; Metazoa; Chordata; Lepidosauria; Squamata; Sphaerodactylidae. The record is from RefSeq and is a predicted model, not a curated record.
AUGGGGACGGAGCGGCGCGGCGGGUCCGGCCCGGAGCCCCCCGGGGGCGGCGGCGGCGGCGGCGGCGGGGGGCGGCUGUUCACCCUGGCCGAGGUGGCGAAGCGCCACACCGAGCAGGAGACGUGGCUGGUCCUCCACGGGCGCGUCUACGACGUCACCCGCUUCCUCCGAGAGCAUCCGGGAGGAGAGGAGGUUUUGCUUGAGCAAGCUGGUAGAGAUGCCACGGAAUCCUUUGAAGACGUUGGUCACUCGGUGGAUGCCCGGGAGAUGCUCGAUCAGUACCUCAUUGGAGAGGUUCAUCCGUGUGACCGCAAACCUGAGAUCUCCAAGGAUCCAGGCAAACCAGAAUCAAACGAGGCCAGCACGUGGACCGUCUGGCUGAUCCCCAUUUUGGGAGCCUUGGUCCUGGGUCUCAUGUACCGCUAUUACGUGGAUGGGAGGUCCUCCUGA